UUGCCCCUGGGAGGGAGGGCGAGCAUCGCUCAUCGUCACUGUUGGGCGAGCCCCCAACAGGUGAGCAUCCCCCGGGCACCCGGUGCAUCCGUGAGUGAGCAUCACCCCGGGCCCGGGGGAACUGGAGCGUCCCACGGGGGAGACCCCCGCUGUCCCCCUGCCACCUCGCAGCCUGUGGCCCCCGGUGCAUGCCACGCUGCCCUGCCGCCAGCGCGUCCCCAGGUGGGUGCAUCCCCGGGCUGGGAGUGCCCGCAUGCUCCGUGACCGCCGUGGGGCAGGGCCUUGGUACGGACCCCAGAGGGGCAGCAGGGCCACUGCUGUGUCCCCAUCACUGCCGCUGCCCUGGGGACCCCCAUCUGGGCCCUGUGGCCCCACAUUUUUGGCCCUGGGGCCCCGGGGCUGAGCGGAGGCAGUGUCCUCUGUCCCAUGCUGUGUUCCCAGCAUGUCCCCAGCGAUGGAGUUCCAGGGGCUUUGGGGAGCUCAGCGCUUACGGCCACAAGAGUGGGGGGGCGAUGCAGUGGGCAGGGAGAGUCAGGGACUGUGGGGACAUCAGCCACUCUAGUGCCCCCCAGCAGUCUGGCAGCACCAGAGCCACCAGAACCACCGUCCCAGUGAUGCCUUUUUACCCUGCAGCUGCUGGUGGUUUGAAUUUGGGGUGGCAGAUGGGGCUGGAGGUUGCCCAGCGGGGUUGGAAGGGGCAGCAGGACAGUGCCAAGGACUCCUCCGGGUGACACGAAGGGGCUCUGGGGGCUGGAGGAGUCUGCAAACGCCCCCCAGACCGAGCGCACCGCCUAGGCACCGGCUCGCCUUGCUCCAUGACCGUGCGGAAAUGCAGCCGGCGGCAACACCUCUGGUCUCAGCUGUGCCACCAGGCCCCGGGGACACCGAGCCUGGCAGCCUUCCCACGGCUCCGAGCAGGGGAGCAGCUUGGUCUCCCCACGGGGAUUUCCCAUUCCACAGCCCAGCCACCCCCUGCCCACCAGCGCCUUGGUGUCGGGGGGUGUCCCCCGGGGUGUCCCCGGGGCUGCCACUGCCUGUCCCCCGCAGACAUCAUGGCUGACAAGGAGGGGGUGACGCUAUCGCUGGAGGAGGAGGAGGAGGAUGCCGACGUGGCCCUGGCGUACAAGACGCCGGAGAAGAAGAGCCUGCAGGAGAUCCAGGAGCUGGACCCAGGGGAUGAAAGCCUGCGGAAGUACAAGCAGGCGCUGCUGGGUGCCAUCCCUGCUGCCGUGGAUGCCAGCGUGCCCAACGUGCAGGUGACAAAGCUGACACUGAUGUGCGAGCAGGCACCGGGGCCCAUCACCAUGGACCUGACAGGAGACCUGGAGGAGCUGAGAGGCCGGGCCUUUGUGCUGAAGGAAGGGGUGGACUACAGGGUGAAGGUGUCCUUCAAGGUGAACAGGGAGAUCGUCUGCGGGCUGCGGUGCCUGCACCUCACCUACCGCCGGGGCCGGCCCGUGGAUCGCGAUGUUUUCAUGGUGGGCAGCUACGCGCCGCGGGCCGAGGAGUACGAGGUGGUGACGCCGGCGGAGGAGGCGCCGCGGGGAUGGCUGGCACGGGGCUCCUACCGCGUCCGCUCCCUCGUCACCGACGAUGACAAGACGGAGCACCUCUCCUGGGAGUGGGGCCUCUGCAUAAAGAAGGCUUGGGAGGACUGAGCCCGCCCCCGCACCCCGGCUCCCCCCGCCAGCUCGGGGACGCGGUGCCGCCAUCCCGGGGACCCCUCGCCGGCACCGCCGCGCUUGCCCCAAUCGCGUGAAGGGUUGAGGGGGGUCCCUUAGCGAGUGAGAGCCCGUGGUCGUGGUCUUCGCAACCAAAGUUAUUUUUAAUUGCUGUUUUUUUUUAAAUAUCGACGCCCGCCUGGUCCUCACGGCGUCCCCAUCGCUGGGGCCGGGGCUGUGACCCUGCCGUGGUGGUGCCGUGUCCGGUACCCGCCCGGUCGCAGGCUGUGCUCUUCCAUCGCCAUUAAACCCUACAGACUGGUCUCUUA
Molecule: messenger RNA, 1990 nt
Organism: Parus major (Great Tit)
Lineage: Eukaryota; Metazoa; Chordata; Aves; Passeriformes; Paridae
Gene: ARHGDIG
Product: Rho GDP dissociation inhibitor gamma
Exons: 5
Coding region: 816-1658 (280 amino acids)
Biological process (GO): Rho protein signal transduction
Cellular component (GO): cytoplasm; cytosol; membrane
Molecular function (GO): Rho GDP-dissociation inhibitor activity; protein binding
Source: RefSeq, a predicted model, not a curated record